Molecule: messenger RNA, 2663 nt
Organism: Aethalodelphis obliquidens (Pacific white-sided dolphin)
Lineage: Eukaryota; Metazoa; Chordata; Mammalia; Artiodactyla; Delphinidae
Gene: PPARGC1A
Product: PPARG coactivator 1 alpha
Exons: 12
Coding region: 1-2202 (733 amino acids)
Biological process (GO): positive regulation of transcription by RNA polymerase II
Cellular component (GO): nucleus
Molecular function (GO): transcription factor binding; RNA binding
Source: RefSeq, a predicted model, not a curated record
AUGGAGAGGUUAAGUAACUUGCUGAAGGUUACAUACCUUAAGAUAGAUGAAGAGAAUGAGGCAAACUUGCUAGCAGUCCUCACAGAGACACUGGACAGUCUCCCUGUGGAUGAAGACGGAUUACCCUCAUUUGAUGCACUGACAGAUGGAGAUGUGACCACCGAGAAUGAGGCUAGUCCUUCCUCCAUGCCUGAUGGCACCCCUCCGCCUCAGGAGACAGAAGAGCCGUCUCUGCUUAAGAAGCUCUUACUGGCACCAGCCAACACUCAGCUAAGUUAUAAUGAAUGCAGUGGCCUCAGUACCCACAACCAUGCAAACCAUAAUCACAGGAUCAGAACAAACCCUGCAGUUGUUAAGACCGAGAAUUCAUGGAGCAAUAAAGCGAAGAGCAUUUGUCAACAGCAAAAGCCACAAAGGCGUCCCUGCUCGGAGCUUCUCAAGUAUCUGACCACAAAUGAUGACCCUCCUCACACCAAACCCACAGAGACCCGGAACAGCAGCAGAGACAAAUGCACCUCCAAAAAGAAGGUCCACACACAAUCUCAGUCACAGCAUUUACAAGCCAAACCAACAACUUUAUCUCUUCCUCUGACCCCAGAGUCACCAAAUGACCCCAAGGGUUCCCCAUUUGAGAACAAGACUAUUGAACGAACCUUAAGUGUGGAACUCUCUGGAACUGCAGGCCUAACUCCACCCACAACUCCUCCUCAUAAAGGCAACCAAGAUAACCCUUUUAGGGCUUCUCCAAAGCUGAAGCCCUCUUGCAAGACUGUGGUACCUCCGCCAUCAAAGAAGGCCCGGUACAGUGAGUCUUCCGGUAUCCAAGACAAUAACUCCACCAGGAAAGGGCCCGAGCAGUCUGAGUUGUACGCACAGCUCAGUAAGACCUCCGUGCUCACCAGUGGACACGAGGAAAGGAAGGCCAAGCGGCCCAGUCUGCGGCUGUUUGGUGACCAUGACUAUUGUCAGUCAAUUAAUUCCAAAACGGAAAUACUCAUUAAUAUAUCACAGGAGCUCCACGACUCCAGACAACUAGAAUAUAAAGAUGCCUCCUCCAACUGGCAGGGGCAGAUGCGCUCUUCCACAGAUUCAGACCAGUGCUACCUGAGAGAGGCCUCGGGGGUGAGCAGGCAGGUCUCUCCCGGCAGCACCAGAAAACAGCUCCAAGACCAGGAAAUCCGAGCUGAGCUGAACAAGCACUUCGGUCAUCCCAGUCAAGCUGUUUUUGACGACGAAGCAGACAAGACCAGUGAACUGAGGGACAGUGAUUUCAGUAAUGAACAAUUCUCCAAACUACCUAUGUUUAUAAAUUCAGGACUAGCCAUGGAUGGCCUGUUUGAUGACAGCGAGGAUGAAAGUGAUAAACUGAAGUCCCCUUGGGAUGGCACGCAGUCCUAUUCAUUGUUCCAUGUGUCGCCUUCUUGUUCUUCUUUUAACUCUCCAUGUAGAGAUUCCGUGUCACCACCCAAAUCCUUAUUUUCUCAAAGACCCCAAAGGAUGCGCUCUCGUUCACGGUCCUUUUCUCGACAUAGGUCGUGUUCUCGAUCACCAUAUUCCAGGUCAAGAUCAAGGUCCCCAGGCAGUAGAUCCUCUUCAAGAUCUUGCUACUACUAUGAGUCAGGCCACUGCAGACACCGCGCGCACCGAAAUUCUCCCCUGUGCGCGAGAUCACGUUCAAGAUCGCCCUACGGCCGGCGGCCCAGGUAUGACAGCUACGAAGAGUAUCAGCACGAGAGGCUGAAGAGGGAAGAAUACCGCAGAGAGUAUGAGAAACGGGAGUCUGAAAGGGCCAAACAGAGAGAGAGGCAAAGGCAGAAGGCAAUUGAAGAACGCCGUGUGAUUUAUGUUGGUAAAAUCAGACCUGACACAACACGGACAGAACUGAGGGACCGUUUUGGAGUUUUUGGUGAAAUUGAGGAGUGCACAGUAAAUCUGCGGGAUGAUGGAGACAGCUAUGGUUUCAUUACCUACCGUUAUACCUGUGAUGCUUUUGCUGCUCUUGAAAAUGGAUAUACUUUGCGCAGGUCGAAUGAAACUGACUUCGAGCUGUACUUUUGUGGACGCAAGCAGUUUUUCAAGUCUAACUAUGCAGACCUAGAUUCAAACUCAGAUGACUUUGACCCUGCUUCCACCAAGAGCAAGUAUGACUCUCUGGAUUUCGAUAGUUUACUGAAAGAAGCCCAGAGAAGCUUGCGCAGGUAACAUGUUCCCUGGCUGAGGAUGACAGAGGGACGGUGAAUACCUCACGGGACAGCGCGUCCUUCCCUAACAGACUGUUGCAAGUCAUACUUAGGAAUUUCUCCUACUUUACACUCUCUAUACAAAAACAAAACAAAACAACAACAAUACAACAAGAACAACAACAAUGGUUUACAUGAACACAGCUGCUGAAGAGGCAAGAGACAGAAUGGAAACCCAGUAAGCACAUGUUUAUUUAUGGGUGUCAGCUUUGCUUUCCCUGAGUCUCUUGGUGAUGGAGUGUGUGUGUGUGUGUGUGCGCGCGCGCGUGUGCUUGCCUGGUUUGGGGGAAGUGUGUAUGUACAGGUGGGGACUGGGGGCACCUGACCAGUGCGUGCAAGGGCAAACCACUUCAAAUGGCAGCAGUUCCAUGAAGACACACUUAAAACCUAGAACUUCAAAAUGUUCAUAUUCUAUUCAAAAGG